Echinostoma caproni is the source of this 1680-nucleotide messenger RNA. The record is from the annotation of a GenBank genome assembly. NCBI's taxonomy places the organism in Eukaryota, Metazoa, Platyhelminthes, Trematoda, Plagiorchiida, Echinostomatidae.
AUGGUCGUCCCAAUGAGAGCUCCUGAAGGGGCCUUAUUGGAAAUGGUCCACUUGGAUUCUGCUCGCGACAUGCUAGGUUACUACUCUUCGGUCUAUCCACCUCGAAUUCGCGGGAAGCUCCCUGUACGACUCUCCUACAGCAAAUAUCCCGUUCUCAACACAAUACCACCGAGUCAAGCAAUUACUGAGGCCAUUUCUUUAGCCAAUCAGCGCCAUGUGGACGUGGUGACUCCGCCGCACUGUGUUAUUUUGGCGCAAGUGGAGCAUGCACCUCCGUCAAUGCACUUCGGCUAUAGACAAUUUCAUCAGCUAUUCAAGGAUUUUGGUCGUAUCUUACGCAUAAUAUCUUUCCGAUCGGGACCUUGCCAAAAAGCUCUUGUGGAAUUUGAUGAACCAGUCUCUGCUGUGGUGGCAGUUAUGCAAGCUGAUGGUACAGUAUUUAAACCGGAUGACGGCCCCUCCGAUCUAAGAUGCACUAUCCGUGUGGAAUUGUCCCGACAGUCUUCAUUAGAAAUUAGGCAAGAAGAUGAAAAUUGUCGGGAUUUUACACGUGAAUCUACUCCACAUCGUCGAAUGUCGGAACCGGUUUACGCAUCACCAGGGAAUGGUGCUUUUCGUCCGUACCGUCAAAUGGAUCAUCCUAACUCAAUGGAGUCCAUGUCACCGAGUUGGUCAAAUGUGAACGUUUUGGACUUGGUCACUGAGGAUCGUUUGAACAACCUUGAUCCAAACACUUUGUCCGAACUAGCCAGUCGAAUGGUUAAACCGCUUCUUAAAGCUGCGCUUAUUGUUGGUGGUCAACAAUCCACGUUUCUGAAAUCACAGGCCGAAGUUCUGGAACACUUAUGCCCACAGAAUGUGCGCCCGAUGCUUCAACGUUCUCAACCAACACCUCUGCUGAGCGGGUUCUCCAGUUCCAGUCACUCAAUGUCUAUGCUAGAAGAACCAUCGAAGACUGCUCAAUCCUCGGUUGUCUACGUGACAAAUCUGAACCAAGAGGUGCGAUUGGUUACGUACUGUACUACCCUAUACAGGCGGGGUGUCGGAGACAUUUCCUUCAUCUUCACGUCUUCCAUGCAUAUAUGGCCGAAGUCGCCCGUAGACACCAGCUCCUAUUUUCGUUCGGGGGUUUAUGGAGAUGUUCAACGAAUCAAACUGAUGCACAGUCGGAAAGAUGCAGCAUUGAUCCAGUUCACCGAUGCUACGCAAGCCAAACGAGCUGUGAAAUAUUUAGACAGUGUACCUCUGUACGGGAAGGUAAUGCGGUGUUCACUCUCUAAGAAUGCUUCCGUCAAUAUUCCACCGGCUGGGAGUAAGGAUCCUGCGACUGGAGAUGAAAUUUCCGCGGCCAACAACCGUGUGUACACAGACAGUCGUUUGCAUCGUUUUCGCAAUGCCAGUUCACGUAGCCUGCAGAACAUAUGCCCUCCAAGCCGUGUGCUGUACGUGUCCCAGUUGAGCGAUCAAGUUAGUGAGGAAGAUCUGAUCGAUGUGUUCUCGCGUAUAAGCGGUCAUGAGCCAGAAGUAGUAAAAUUGGUUCGAAUUGCAAAACCAAUGGCGCUGGUGCAGAUGAAAAAUUUGGAAGAAGCGGUAGCCGCUCUCGUGGCGCUGGAUGACUACGAGAUUGACGACAACACGCGUAUUCGAGUUUGCUUCAGCAAGUCGCCCAUACGUCAGUGA